Pararge aegeria (speckled wood butterfly) is the source of this 503-nucleotide messenger RNA. Its product is annotated as seroin-like. The record is from RefSeq and is a predicted model, not a curated record. The coding region runs from base 135 to 503 and encodes 122 amino acids. The transcript is spliced from 5 exons. Lineage: Eukaryota; Metazoa; Arthropoda; Insecta; Lepidoptera; Nymphalidae.
UUUGCACAGGUGUACUGUGUCGAUGAUUGAUGAAAAAUGCUUACUUAAACAAGUUUUAGGUGCACAAGUUUUCAGUAUACCACGAACUGUGUCUAACACAAGUAAACAAAGAGUUUUAUUAAAGCUGAGAGAUAAUGCCGCUCACGAUAUCAUACGUCAUUGUGGGCUUAAUAGCCGUAACAGCCAAUGCUCACUACGUAUGGAAAGAUGACCACGAUUCAACGAACCAUCACUCAAUGUUUCCUCGAAUGAAUUUCCCCACAUUUCCAGGAAUUCCGCAAUUUAACUUCCCUUCUCUUCCGGCAUUCCCUAUGAUGCCCUCAAUGGAGUUUCCGCAACCGCAUAAAGGUUUUAAUGGUGUAUCUGUGAGUGCCUCAAGCUUCCAAGGUGUUGAUAAGGAUGGCAAGCAUUACAGAAAAGGUGGCACCUCCAUCCUCACUAGCGAAGAUGGUGUUGAGAAGGAAAUUACACUUGAAAACGGCACGCCAAAUGUUGUUGUGUAA